Radiomyces spectabilis is the source of this 1355-nucleotide messenger RNA. Its product is annotated as SPX domain-containing protein. Gene Ontology annotation, biological process: cellular response to phosphate starvation; phosphate ion transport. Gene Ontology annotation, cellular component: plasma membrane; cytoplasm; Golgi apparatus. The record is from RefSeq and is a predicted model, not a curated record. Lineage: Eukaryota; Fungi; Mucoromycota; Mucoromycetes; Mucorales; Radiomycetaceae. The transcript has 9 exons. The coding region runs from base 1 to 1113 and encodes 370 amino acids. Gene Ontology annotation, molecular function: inositol hexakisphosphate binding.
AUGAAGUUCGCUAAACAGCUGGAGACACACAGUGUCCCAGAAUGGAGAAAGGCCUAUAUAAAUUAUAAAGGAUUAAAAAAAAAGCUCAAAGCAGUAGAAAAGUUUCGCAAAACGCAUGAAGACACCGCCGCCAUCAAACUCGAUCAAGCCAUUCUUCAACAACUCGACACCGACAGUGAAGCCGAAAAUAGUGCAGAUUACUAUGAUCGCGAACCGUGGCCAGGUGUGAUGCGCCAAAAUACAUCGCCGGCCAUUCUAAGCUCGGACCCCAUACGUAAACGACCUUCCAACUUGGCUAAAGACGUCAUUCGAAAAGCAUCAUUGCUGGAUCAGGUGCUGCUUCAUGCAAGUGAGCCCGAACGCAUGUUUUUUACUGCUCUGGAUGACGACCUGGGAAAGAUUUCUCGCUUUUACAAUGGUAAUCAAAAAAGAAAAAGUUCUUUCCCCUUUCAGCUAUCGGAUAUGGGAGUCGCUCGAAGCCGAUUAAAAAAAGCAAUUACUGAAUAUUAUCGCAGCUUGGAGCUCCUCAAGUCUUACAAGGAACUUAAUUUUACGGGUUUCCAGAAAAUCCUUAAAAAGUUUGACAAGACGGCGGGAUGGAAAGCAAGCACGCUUUACAUGCAAAAACUGAAAAAGUUUCAUUGGGUGAACACGGAAGACUUGGAAGACGUUAUUGAAAAAACCGAGACCUUAUUUAUCAAUGAAUUUGCGGAUGGUCGACCCUCCGAUCAAGGCACGCCAGAAAAAUUACCCUACAUGUAUUAUAACCUUCAAAUCUAUGCCUGCAUUGCUCUGCCCAUCUUGUUCGCCCUUGGAUUUUCCGUCAACCUACUUGUCUGGACGAAAUCUCGAAUCAACUACAAGUUUAUUUUUGAAUUAAAUCCAAGAGACAACUUGGAUUACCACGAAUUUGCAGAGUUACCCGCCCUCAUGUUAUUGAUCGUCUCCUUUAUUGUGUACCUGGAUUUUUCACAAACCUUGGCUCCAGCCGUUCCCUCGGAGCUGUGUCCACUUUUCCUUGUCAUUCUACUCCUUGCCAUUAUGCUUUGUCCAUUCUCUAUUCUAUACUAUUCUUCCAGAAAAUGGCUAGGUGUUGCUUUGGUAACUGCUUAAUGGUGGAUACAGGAAAUGGAGGAUUCGUACUCAUCAAUUCCUUGUAGGGCCGCAUUGUUCUCAGCUACUGUUACCCUGUAGAGUUUCGUGAUUUUUUUAUCGCUGAUGAACUGAAUAGUUUGUCGUACUCUUUCUGGACAUUGGGUUACUUUUUCUGUGCUUACUGGCGGCAUUGGACCGAUUUAGGUAUGUCUCUGGACGGCACAGGAUGCAUUUUUUUUAACUGAUGCACUUUAAUUCGC